This is a messenger RNA of Colletotrichum higginsianum IMI 349063, 5751 nucleotides long. Its product is annotated as Actin patch protein. Gene Ontology annotation, cellular component: actin cortical patch. Gene Ontology annotation, molecular function: phosphatidate phosphatase activity; ATP binding; RNA helicase activity. The transcript has 4 exons. The coding region runs from base 1 to 5751 and encodes 1916 amino acids. The record is from RefSeq and is a predicted model, not a curated record. Lineage: Eukaryota; Fungi; Ascomycota; Sordariomycetes; Glomerellales; Glomerellaceae.
AUGGCUCCCUCUAACAAGCGCAAGCCCGUCGACGACGAUUUCGUCCACACCAUCUCCGACAAUGACGAAGACAUCAUCCAGGAGGAGGCCCCCGUCGCAGCGCCCCCCAAGAAAAAGGUGAAAACCUCCAAGAAAUCGAAAAAGGCCGCUGCGAGGGAGGACACCCCCGAAGAAGAAAUAAACGAGGGCAUCUGGGGCGCAAAGGACGAGGACGAUGGUGCCAUGGACUCGGAUUUUGAGUUUGCGCAAGACGGUGCCGUCGAAUUCGGCGACGCGGAGCUCGAGGGCUGGGGUUUCGAGGGUGCAAAGAAGUCGAUGAACAGUAAUACAACACUCGGUGUCGACCUGGACGAAAUCAUCCGCAGGAGACGCUCAAAGAAGGACGACAAUGACAAGCCGGAAGAGGCACAAGAGGAGGCCGUCGACGACGAGGUUGAAAACGACAUGGAUUUGGACAUCGACCUCGAUGACGAUGACGACGAAGUCCUGGCCGACGACGCCUUUGGCAUGGGCAUAGACCCCGACGCCAAGCAAUCCGGAUCUGAAGACGAGGGCUCUGACGCGGACGAGGCCGGUGACGACGACGACGAUGAUGCAGCAUCAGACAACGAUUCCGUUGCGACGCCCGUCGACCACCCCGAGGACAAUCGCGAUUCGGACGACGAGGAAGAGGAGGAUGCCGAGGAGCAGGCCAAGCGCGACGCCUUCUUCGCCCCGGAGGAGCCAGCGAAACCUGGCAAGAAAGAUACCGCGUCGUCCUUCCAGGCCAUGUCGCUGUCGCGCCCUCUACUGAGAGGUCUCGCCGCCGUUGGUUUCUCCAAGCCGACGCCUAUUCAGGCCAAGACAGUUCCCAUUGCGCUGAUGGGCAAGGACGUUGUUGGUGGCGCUGUGACGGGUUCCGGAAAGACGGCAGCCUUCGUCGUUCCCAUUCUUGAGCGUCUUCUGUACAGACCCAAGAAGGUACCGACCAGUCGCGUCGUCAUCCUCACGCCGACACGUGAACUGGCCAUCCAGUGUCACGCCGUUGCCACCAAGCUGGCCGCUUACACCGACAUCAAGUUCACCCUGGCCGUUGGUGGUCUGAGUCUCAAGGCCCAGGAGGUGGAGCUGAGGCUGCGUCCGGACGUCAUCAUCGCCACGCCCGGUCGUUUCAUCGACCACAUGAGGAACUCUGCCAGCUUCAACGUUGACACGGUGGAGAUUCUCGUGCUGGACGAGGCCGAUCGCAUGCUCGAGGACGGUUUCGCCGACGAGCUGAACGAGAUCCUGACGACGCUGCCCAAGUCCAGACAGACGAUGCUAUUCUCUGCGACGAUGACGUCAUCCGUCGACAAGCUUGUACGCGUGGGAAUGAACAAGCCGGCCAGAGUCAUGGUUGAUUCGCAGAAGAACAAGACGGUCGGCACCUUGGUGCAGGAGUUUGUCCGCCUGCGCCCCGGCCGCGAGGACAAGCGCAUGGGCUACCUCGUCCACAUCUGCAAGACAAUGCACACGGAGCGUGUCAUCGUCUUCUUCCGCCAAAAGAAGGAGGCUCACCGCGCGAGAAUCAUCUUUGGUCUGCUCGGCAUGUCCUGCGCCGAGCUUCACGGCAGCAUGAACCAGGCUCAGCGCAUGCAGAGAAUUGCCAGUGUCGAGAAUUUCCGUGACGGCAAAGUCAACUACCUUCUGGCGACGGAUCUUGCUUCGCGUGGUCUCGAUAUCAAGGGCGUCGACACGGUCAUCAACUACGAGGCACCCCAAAACAUUGAAAUUUACGUGCACAGAGUCGGACGUACGGCGCGUGCCGGCAGGACGGGUAUCGCCAUCACGCUGGCGGCCGAGCCGGAUCGCAAGGUGGUCAAGGCGGCGGUCAAGGCAGGCAAGGCGCAGGGGGCCAAGAUCAUGAGCAGGGUGAUCGAGCCGACGGAGGCGGACAAAUGGCAGGCGCAGGUGGACGAGAUGGAGGACGAGAUCGAGGAGAUCAUGGUGGAGGAGAAGCAAGAGAAGCAGUUCGCGCAGGCGGAGAUGCAGGUGCGCAAGGGAGAGAACAUUCUGCAGCACGAGGCGGAGAUCAAGGGGCGCCCCAAGAGGACGUGGUUCGAGACGGAACAGGACAAGAAGAAGGCCAAGGAGGCGGGGCGCGACGAGCUCAACGGGCCCAAGGGCAAGAAGCAGAAGCUCAGCAACAAGGACAAGAAGAAGCUCGACGCCAAGGCGAUGCGCAGCGAGGACAAGGUGUGGAAGAAGGGCCGGGCCGAGCGGGCGGGACAGGGCGCGGUGCUGAAUCUCAAGAAGCAGCCCAAGAAGAAGAACGUGCCGGCCAAGGGCAGGACGAGGGCGAAGCUGGCCCGCGAGAGGCGCAAGCAACCCGUUCCGCCGUUCCAUCCCAUCUACUACGAGACUAACAACGCUCACCCCUCGACACCGGGAGCUUCUGAGACCAACACCAACACCAGGACAAACCUAAAGCUUCCACCCGCCCACCGUCACGAGCCCCCCUCUUCCCUCCAUCACCACGUGCUCCCGCUUGCUCUUUUGACCACGAACGGUUCGCGCCAAUUCCACCUACCCAGAGCCUUCCCGAGACCAUGUGCUUCCAUCACCCUUUACCCUGUCUUCAUCAGCUAUUUCCCCCUUCUACAUAACGCCCACGCCCUGGGCCGUCCCGCGCCCGAAGUUCGUCUUGGAACCUUAUCCAAGGCACAAACGAAGAACAAACUGGCUCCCUUCGGGCGAUUUGGCCCCCCGCGCCCGCAACCUCACAACCGCACCAGCCUCUUGCGAUACCUGUUCCCGCGAAGCCUACGAGACCGAUACCGCGAGCGUCUUCUCGACUUCCGCGUCGACACCCUACCCCAGCUCAAGCGCCGGUUCCAGUCCAGCAUAUACCGAUACAUCCUCGAGCGCCAGCGCAAGCGGAACAACAAGACCAGGCUAGUUGACCUGUUCGCCCGCCACGGUCGCCGGCUGCUCCUGGGUCCGACUUCGGUCAAGCCGAAGCGGCAUCCGAGGGAGAGAGGGGCCAACUUAGGCAAAAGGAUGCCCACGUUCUCAGACUAUACGACCUACGGAGGAGGCGGCGGAGGGCGUGGCGCUACCGGUGCCGGUGCCGGUGCUGGUGCGAGUGCCCGUAUCGGUGCAGGAGACGGUUAUGGAUACGGUGCUGCAUCCCCCGAUGACCCGGGCGAGAGGGGCUCUCGGCGAAAAUGGCUGGCCGCAAAGGCUGGGAGUGUAUACCGUGCUGGUGCUACUGCCGUCAACGAGAUAAGGGAAGGGUAUGCGCAGACGAGGGUACGGCCCCAGGAGCCCGACGAUGGCAUGCCCCGGACGACGAUCCCCGGAUCGUUUCCUGACGUCGCCAUCACAGUGCGGGGAGACGAUCAAAUGGUCAUCUUUCCAUCGUAUGCAAAGCGCCAUGUCAAGCAAGACUGGACUGUGGAACACCAGCAACAUUCUGAAGAGCAGCCGGGGAGUGUCAAAGACCAAGAAUUUUGGAGAAGAGAGUGGGAGCGCAACGAAGAUGAACGGGCCAUCGUCGACAUCGACGUCAGGGGCUGGGUCUACUCGCCGCACAAGGGCCCGAUCACCAGGAGAAACCGCAUUCUCAUCGGUCUUGCGCGCCAGCUGAGCGGCAUUCCGGCGCCUAGGCAGGACGUCCCCGCACCCGUUGAUAACCUGUCCGCUUUGCACCAAUCCCACGAGGAGAGGCGCGAACAGGAGAAGAUCGCCAAGGAAGCGGCAGAAAUCGAAAAGAGAGGACAGGAGGAACAGCGUGUGGCGUACCAGGGCGGCUUCAGCGAGGCGCCAAAGGACGGGUCCGAUGACGACGCACAAAGCAUAUACCGCGCGAGGUCGAGGUCUCGAAGCGGUGCCCACACACCCAUGACAGCCCCGGGGUCUCCCAAGCUGGUACCGGCCAGGCAGAACACGACGGGCACUGAUCUCACCGACGCCGAACUCUCUGUUGCGAACGCCAACCUCAUGGCAAGGAUAGCACCGUUCAUGACGACGCCUCUGGUCCAGCUGCCCAUCACCGUCUUCUUCUACAACGACGAAAAGUCGGCCUCGCGGACGGUACAGACAAACGACGCCGGUCACUUCAUCCUCCGCGCUGCCUUGGAGUUUGUCCCCACGCACGUCCGCGUCCUCGCCAAUGAGGAUCUGUCGGCUACCCAAGAGGUCAAGAUCAUCGAGCCAAAGGGCGUAAGCCUGAUCAGCGACAUCGACGACACUAUCAAGCGCUCCAACAUCUCGGGUGGUGCCAAGGAAAUCUUCCGCAACACGUUUAUUCGAGAGCUGAAGGAUCUGACAGUGGACGGCGUUCGAGAGUGGUACAACGAGCUGCAUAAGAUGGGUGUCAGUAUGCAUUAUUGCUCCAACAGCCCGUGGCAGCUGUUCCCCGUGCUUGCGAGCUACUUCAUGAUCGCCGGUCUGCCCCCGGGCUCACUUCAUCUCAAGCAAUAUAGCGGUAUGCUGCAGGGGAUCUUCGAGCCGGUGGCGGAGAGGAAGAAGAGCACCCUCACCAGGCUCAUGCACGACUUUCCGGAACGCAGGUUCUUACUGGUCGGCGACAGUGGCGAGGCGGAUUUGGAGGUCUACACCGAGCUGGUCGAAGCGCAUCCGGGACGCAUCAUCGCCAUCUUCAUCCGCGAUGUCACAACUCCAGAACAGGCUGGCUAUUUUGACAAUUCUUUUGGGGGUGGCGGAAACACACGUCAAACGGCCCCGACGUUCAGGAUCACAACAGAUCAAAGCGAUACGCCUUCAAGCCGGCCAGGGCUGCCCCCGCGCGGCGAAGCCAAGACCGUAGGGCCAGUCAUCGGCGACCUGAUUGACUUCUCGGACGAGCCUGAGGAGACGACACUGAACGAUACGGCUGCCCUGGCUCAGAUCAAGGCCAGGCCGAAGCCGCAGACGAGCUCCACCGACCUAGUCGUUGGUCGCAAGCCCGCUCCGCCUCGACCGAACAAGCCUGCAGCUCUACGCAGCGCUCCAUCGGAUACGAACUUGAACACACUUGGUGCCAACGGCGGUGGUGGUGGUGGUGGUGCCACACCUCCUGCUGUGCCACGAUCUCGGAAGCCAUCCGCUGACCGUGGCGGACCCCAUCCUCUAUCGCAGAUGCACAACUCGUCACAGCAGACCGUGGGCAGCAGCAGGAGCUUGCCAAAUGCAGCCAGAAUACCGGCCGCUGCGGCCCAAAAUGCCACGAGUAAAACGGCCAAAGUGCCGCCGCCGCCGCCGCCGCCUCGGCGUCGAGAAACCUCAUCCGUCUCGCGGAGUCUGAGCCCGCGGAGGAUCGACAGCAGACGCAGGCUGUCGAGCAACGACGAUAUCGACUUUGAUGCGCUGCCCCCGUCCGCGGCACCGCAGACGCAGGCUCCUCCGCCCACUUUUGCGAGGGCCAGGACUGGCAGCCUUAAGUCGGGCGCCACGUCGCCGACGGGUAGCCCGAAUCUCGGACCCGCGGCAGCGCCGAACAGGAAGCACGAGUUGUGGAUGCGCCGGCUGCAGCGGGCUCAGGAAAUCCUGGAGUCGCACGGGGUGGCCCUGUACACAUGGCGAAGAGGCGACGACGUCGUGGCGGAGGCUGUGGGGAUGGUCAAGGAAGAGCUGAAGAAGAUUGGCCUCAACGGGGAGAAGAACGCGACAACGGAGGGGAAGAGGUUUGAGAGACAGAUUAGGAGGGAGCAGUCACAAGAGCAGCAACAGAAGCAACAGCAACAGCAACAGCAACGACAGCCGCGGGGGCCGUACCAGCAGAGGCGGUAA